AUGGGACUCACUAUCAUUGCAUUUAAUGGUGGGCAUUUUGAUUCAAAGACCAUAAGAGAAGUUCUGAGUCUUGGCCCUACAUAUGUGGUGAUGAAGUUCUUUCAGAGUGUUUUGGACAUUCUCAUGAUGUAUGGUGCAUACUCUACGACAAGGCGCCUAGCUGUUUUACGAAUUUUUCUCCGUUUCGUUUGCUUUACCAUAGCAUCGAUUUUCAUAUGUUUCCUUUAUGUGAAAGCUCUUGAAGAGAAGAGUAAACCAAAUGCAGAGUCCAUUCUUUUUAAAGUUUAUGUAAUUAUCUUAGGCAUCUAUGCGGGCAUCCAGUUCUUUCUUAGUCUCCUAAUGAGAAUUCCUGCUUGCCAUCGCCUGACCAAUCAAUGCGACCAUUGGCCUUUGGUUCGUUUUGUCAAGUGGAUGCAUCAGGAACAUUACUAUGUUGGCCGCGGCAUGUAUGAGCGGACGACUGAUUAUAUCAAGGGCAGUGGGUAUUCUUUUGGUUGGAUAGAAAUUUGUGCAGCGACAACAGAUCUUCUGGUUUCUUUCUCCACUCUUAUGGGCGACAAAAUCAACGAGACGCCGAAGGGACUUUCUAGCAAACUGGUCAGACAGUGGUACACAAGGGACAACGAGUAUAUGCUUCUCUGGAUUCUUAUCUUGGGAGCCAAGUUUUCAUUUGCCUACUUUCUCCAGAUUAAGCCUUUGGUGAAACCGACAAAGGUUAUUGUGGGCUUGGAUACUAUACAAUAUUCUUGGCAUGAUUUCGUUUCUAAACAAAAUCAUAAUGCUUUUACUGUUGCUAGCUUAUGGGCACCAGUAUUUGCUAUCUAUCUCUUAGAUAUCCACGUUUUUUACACUGUUAUAUCUGCUGUCUGGGGUUUCUUGUUGGGGGCAAGAGAUCGGCUUGGGGAGAUUCGAUCAUUGGAUGCUGUCCACAAACUUUUUGAGAGAUAUCCUACAGCGUUUAUGGAUACUCUUCAUAUUCCUCUUUCUAAUAGGACUUCACUCCAGUCAUCUGGUCAGGUUUUGGAGAAGAACAAGGUUGAUGCUGCUCGAUUUGCUCCCUUUUGGAAUGAAAUUGUGAAGAAUCUGCGUGAAGAAGAUUAUAUUACUAAUUUGGAAAUGGAGUUGCUUCUUAUGCCUAGAAAUUCUGGGAACCUUCCCUUGGUUCAGUGGCCCCUUUUCCUUCUGGCUAGCAAGAUAUUUCUUGCAAAAGAUAUUGCACUAGAGAGUAGAGAUUCUCAGGAAGAGCUAUGGGAUAGGAUCUCAAGGGAUGACUACAUGAAAUAUGCAGUUGAAGAGUGUUAUUAUACUAUCAAGCUUAUCCUGACAGCCAUAUUGGAUGAUGAAGGAAAGAUGUGGGUUGAACGAAUUUACGACGACAUUCGAGGAAGUAUAGUGAAGAGGAGUAUGCAUGUUGACUUUCAACUGAAUAAGCUGUCACUUGUAAUACAGAAAGUUACUGCACUGAUGGGUGUACUGGUUUGUAUUAAUAGCUUCCAAUUUUGAUAUGCAUUGUGUACUCAAAAGUCAUGUUCUCCCUUUAGUAGAAAAUUUAUGGUUUUGAUGGCGUGAGAUCGCUUUAAUCAUCUUACUUAAAAAUGAU
Messenger RNA from Ilex paraguariensis (yerba mate), 1600 nucleotides. The record is from the annotation of a GenBank genome assembly. Lineage: Eukaryota; Viridiplantae; Streptophyta; Magnoliopsida; Aquifoliales; Aquifoliaceae.